Suillus bovinus is the source of this 594-nucleotide messenger RNA. RefSeq lists its product as uncharacterized. The transcript is spliced from 3 exons. The coding region runs from base 1 to 594 and encodes 197 amino acids. NCBI's taxonomy places the organism in Eukaryota, Fungi, Basidiomycota, Agaricomycetes, Boletales, Suillaceae. The record is from RefSeq and is a predicted model, not a curated record.
AUGGGCAUUGGCAUGGUCAUUGGCGCCACAUUGCCAUUGGCACCUGUCGGCAUUUCAAAACGGGGCUUACAUUACUUUCCCAUUGCCACAAAAAUUUCCAACAUACAACAUGCACAGGCACUGGAUGCUCUCAACGAGGUCUGUCCACAUCUCCGGCUUCGGUCUCAUAUGUAUAUCUAUAAAGAUAGAAAUGUACGCAGUCAGGCGGCUUCUACCCAUGCACAGGCCCUUAUUGAAGGCGUGGAGAUGAGAAAAUGGGCUAGUGUUGACAAGUAUCGAUGUGCGCGUAACGCUCUGUUAGCUCUCAGCUAUCGACUCAAUAAGUCGGGCUGGGACAUUUCCCUUCCACCACUCUUGGAUUCAGAUGUAAGGCCUAUGGGCGAUAUGGAGAGACAAGGGACUGGUACGAUCUCUUGGAUCUGGCUAGACUCACAUGUGGACAAUAGCAGCUCAGAAAAUGAGCGCGUCCAGGAUUGCAUUCGAGUAGAGUGGUGCAAAGCGCACGCACACGCAAACUGUUGGUCAGAAGAAGUUGAACUUCUCCUUGAGGAGAUGUGGAGAGUUAUAGUCUUCUUGAAGUGGCAGGCAGAGUAG